AUGCUGGACACAAAACAUGGGGAUGGGAGAUAUGCACAAGCAACCAUGAAAGGACCAGUGGCAGAGCCCAGACAAGUUCAGAGUUGUAAACGUGGAGGUGAGAACUACAAGUCGUUAGUCAUCAUAUCCUUCUGGGCCACCAACAACGCCGUUCUCAGACCAGCUGCAACAGAAUAUUUGUUCAAGUUUGGAGCUCGAAACUCAUUUCACACGUUGUUGGCGGUAAAUUUGGUGGAUUAUAGGUUCCAGGCUUCUGCAAACCGUGAUCUUUUCUUCUUGCUUCUUGCUCGUCCGUUUCAUUUCUCGGCCUUCCAAUGUUUUCUCUGGUGCUCAAAAGCUACGUUGUCUUGUCGGUUUCCGCCUCUUUCGUCGAAUAGUGUUAUCGUCACAGUGCUGGCUGAAUACUGGUACCUUUGGGAGUUACCAAUUUUUCCAUCCAAGGCGGGGAAGAAUGAUCCUUUGAGAAUCCAUGAUGGAAAUGGUUGA
Molecule: messenger RNA, 486 nt
Organism: Histoplasma capsulatum G186AR
Lineage: Eukaryota; Fungi; Ascomycota; Eurotiomycetes; Onygenales; Ajellomycetaceae
Exons: 3
Coding region: 1-486 (161 amino acids)
Source: RefSeq, a predicted model, not a curated record